Messenger RNA from Lachancea fermentati, 1941 nucleotides. Lineage: Eukaryota; Fungi; Ascomycota; Saccharomycetes; Saccharomycetales; Saccharomycetaceae. The record is from the annotation of a GenBank genome assembly.
AUGUCGGUUUUAUUGAUCAGCCUUCUUGCGGCAAGUACUGUUUCCGCAUGGUCGCCGACCAAUGGCUAUACACCUGGCAAUGUGAGCUGUGCUAGUGACAUCAACUUAGUUCGGGAAGCUUCCGGGCUUUCUCCAAACGAAACGGAUUGGCUUAAGAAAAGAGAUGUUAUUACAAAGGAUGCUUUGAAGAACUUUCUUGAUAGAGCUACUACUAACUUUACUAAUUCCUCAAUUGUUAGCGACUUGUGGUCAGCUGGCAACAUCCCCAAGGUCGGUGUGGCUUGCUCAGGUGGUGGCUAUAGAGCUAUGUUGAGCGGUGCCGGUAUGCUGGCAGCCAUGGACAAUAGGACAGAUGGUGCCAAUGACCACGGUUUGGGUGGACUGUUGCAAAGUGCGACCUAUUUGGCGGGUCUCUCGGGAGGUAACUGGCUUGUAGGUUCUCUUGCCUGGAACAAUUGGACUUCUGUUCAAGAUAUUAUUAAUAGCGCUGGUGAUGAUGACGAAUUGUGGGAUAUUAGCGAUUCUAUCAUUAACCCUGGAGGUAUCAACAUCUUAAAAAGUAUCUCUCGGUGGGACGACAUCUCUGAUGCUGUUGAGGGAAAGAAAGAUGCUGGUUUUAAUACUUCCUUAGCUGAUGUGUGGGGCCGUGCUUUAUCCUACAACUUUUUUCCCACUCUUGAUGAAGGUGGUGUGGGAUACACUUGGUCUACCUUGAGGAACGCAGAUGUAUUUAAGAAUGCCGAGAUGCCAUUUCCGAUCACGGUUGCCGAUGGAAGAUAUCCAGGAAGCACAGUGAUCAACCUGAACGCGACUUUGUUCGAAUUCAACCCUUUUGAGAUGGGUUCGUGGGAUUAUUCUCUAAGAGCUUUCACUGACGUUGAAUAUUUGGGCACAAAUGUUACGAAUGGAACUCCAACAACCAGCGGCCAAUGCAUUGCUGGCUACGACAACACUGGAUUUUUAAUUGCUACUUCUUCUACCUUGUUCAACCAAUUCCUUUUGCAACUUAACAGCAGUGGUUUAUCCUCUUUCCUGCAAGAUAUGUUGAAAGGUUUCCUCACUGAUCUUUCUGAGGAUAGUGAUGACAUUGCUCUUUAUCAACCCAACCCCUUCUACGGCACAACUUUUGUUGAAAGCAAUUAUACUCAGAGUAUUGUAGAAUCUGAGAUUCUUUACUUAGUUGACGGUGGUGAGGACGGUGAGAACAUUCCAUUAGUGCCUCUUUUGCAACAAGACCGUGAUGUUGAUGUAAUCUUCGCUCUUGACAACAGUGCUGAUACUGACGAAUACUGGCCGGCAGGUUUGUCCUUAGUUGCAACUUAUGAACGUCAAUAUCAGUAUCAGGGAAGAGAUUUUGCCUUCCCAUAUGUCCCAGACUCCCAGACCUUCGUAAACUUGGGAUUCAACGAGCGACCUGUGUUCUUUGGUUGCGAUGCGUCCAACCUUACUGACUUGCGUUACACACCUCCGCUAAUUGUUUACAUGCCAAAUAACAAACAAUCGUACAACUCCAAUACGAGCACAUUCAAGUUGUCAUAUUCGACAUCUGAGCGUCAUCACAUGAUUCAGAAUGGUUUUGAAGCCAUUACCAGAAACAACUUGACAGAAGAUUCCAGCUUCCUGGGCUGCAUUGCAUGUGCUGUUAUGAGGCGUCAGCAACAGUCAUCGAAUAUCACGUUACCAUCAGAAUGCAGUGAAUGUUUCUCGAAUUACUGUUGGAACGGAACAAUUUCCGAUAAAGGAGCUGCAGUCGCCACUAACGAUGACUAUUCUUCUUCUUUAAGUUUCACUUCCAACAGUUCCUAUACAUCCACUGCCGGUCAAUCGACUACAUCCUCUUCUUCAAAGCACUCGGGCGCUUCUUCGCCUUCAUUCGGCCUGUCCAACAAGAUUUAUACCGCCUUGAGUGUCAUCUUGGGUGCUCUCAUCGGCUUACUAUGA